AUGGCGGGCAAUGACUCCCCCAAUCCACAGUUUCUUGCGCCUCCUGCCGUGACAGCGUUGCGACAGGAGGCUCGGAAUAUCGAUCCGAAGUUGGUCCGGUCGUUGAGUGAUAACAUGCGAGAAGAACGGGAGGAUCUGAAGGAAGCGGCCGAACAGACAUUGAACAUCAUUGUUGAUAUGGACCUCGAAGGUCGUAUCAAAUGGGUCAGUCCCUCGUGGACGCAGGUGAUCGGCUCCUCCCCUGAGUCUGUCGAGGGUCGUAUGAUCUCGGAUAUUCUAUUAGGAAACAAAGAUGUAUUCCGCGACGCAAUCGAAUCGAUGAAGCAGGACGAUUCGAGGAGUCGUUUCGUGCGUUUCGCUGUGAAGAUGGGACCGGAUUCUGUCUUGAAGUACUCGCCUGAACCACCCCCGACGAUCACCGGUAACGCAACCGCUGAGCAAAGCGCAGAACAGGGCGUUGAGGAUGCACAGGAGGAAGAGUAUGGUCACAAUAUGCUCAACAUGGAGGGACAGGGAAUCAUGGUUUACGAUCGGACGGAGGAUGAACCUGGACAUACCAUGUGGAUGUUACGACCGCUUACCGAGCCGAGAGAAGUGACAAUCGAUUUGCCGCCCCUACUAGUGGAGUCUUUAGGCGUUGGAGCAGAGGUGCUGGCGAAUUACUUGACCGAACUAGCCGAAGCUGCAGCGACCGAACCCGAUCCCUCCAAACACCCCGCCCCAACUCCUGUUCUCUGUCGCAUCUGUGAGCGUCAGAUAACGCCGUGGUGGUUCGAAAAACACUCGGACCUGUGUUUGCAGGAACAUCGGGCUGAGAUGGACGUUCAGCUGGCACAGGAAAACCUCAAUGAGCAUCGCCACGUCAUUGUCAAGGUUUUGGAUGCUCUAGAGGCCCGACAAGGCAGGCCUCUCAUCGACAGCGACGGAAACCCAUCGCCUCUUCCUCUGGCGGAGUAUAAGGGUCUAGCCAUUGGCCCCAGCUCUACUCCGUCAUCUGGCCCUGUGUCAAACAGCAACUCAGCGCCCGGCACGCCUCCCCGGUCUCGAGAUCAUUCCGUCUCUGGUACCGGGCCGAACCGACCCCGCUCAUUCACGGUGCGGAGACCACUGGCUCGCAUCGUGGAACUGAUUCUCGACUUGUGCGAUACUUCAUUGGAGAUCAGUAUGCCGAUGAUCAAGGAAUCUUCCCGCACAGAUACGGAGGACUUCCGGACUUUGUCACCACAAUCUGAAUCACGAAUCUCGCAGGUUUUACAAUGGCAGUCCCCUAGCGCCAAUACCUUGGAACAAGAACAGGGGUUAGCUGCCCUGUCGGCAGAUACAGAGCAGGUUGCCAAGGCAAAAGCUGACGCAGUUGUACGCCAUCGCAAGAUUGUUGAAUACGGCGAACGCAUUCGCAUUGAAUAUACGGUGCUGGUCGAGGAAUGCAUUGAAGCCGCGCUCAGUAAAGCAGAGCGUAUAGCUGCUGGCCAGCUGAGCGAUUCCUCCUGCUCAUCCGACGAAGAAAUAGCACCAGAAAGCACCGUUGAUAGUCACAUUGCCCAGGACGACACCCUGACUCCCGACGAUGAGUCCCUCUCCCAAGUUACGAGCCAUGAAUCCCAACAAAAGCCAUAUCCAGCAGCACCGUCCCCGCGGCGGCCGACGUCUGCCUUGACAUUGUCAAUGCGCAAUUCGCCGGAUCGCUCUCUGCUCUCACAAUCAGAAGGCAGGCCAUCCUCCGCGGCUGUCUCCACGGGAUCCAACAGUCCCAUGGAAUGCCCCACCCCGCGCUCCCACAAGAGUGCUGCGGGAGUUUUGGGUAUCUCACAACAUUCUCGACUGGGUCUCUCGCUGGCGGAGAUUGAUGCCGGGGAAAGUAGCGAUAGCAGUCUGCCGUCGUCUGUCUUUCCUGGGGGCGUCAGAACGGAUUCACCGUCUUCUGAAAGAAGUUUCGAGCGGAAGCGGCGGAGCCUAGUACUGCCUGCGCUUUCAAGUUCUUCUCCUCGUCGGCAACCUUCUCCCGCUCGACUUUCUGGUCCACAUUCCCCAUUGCGCAUGCCGAAGCCUCGCAUGUCUAGCGGCGGGGAAAGUGUACCGUCCCCGAUAGUGUCUCCAUCCACCUACGCAAGUGAACUAUCCCACCAUCACUGUCGUCACCAUCGAAGGCAGUCAUCAGCGACUUCUUCCGACGUCACAAAGCCGCCCCCUUCCCCACGUUUACCUUCGGUAAGCCAGCAACAGCCUCGGCCUGCUCCAUUGUCUAUCAGAGAUUUUGAGAUCAUCAAGCCAAUCAGUAAAGGUGCCUUUGGUAGCGUCUACUUGGUGAAAAAGAGAGCCACUGGCGAAUAUUACGCAAUGAAAGUUCUGAAGAAAGCGGAUAUGAUUGCCAAGAAUCAGGUCACCAACGUGAAGGCAGAACGUGCUAUCAUGAUGUGGCAAGGAGAAAGUGACUUCGUUGCCAAGCUCUAUUGGACAUUUUCCAGCAAGGACUAUCUCUAUCUGGUGAUGGAAUAUCUCAACGGAGGCGACUGUUCGUCACUCGUAAAGAUUCUUGGGGGGCUUCCCGAGGAUUGGGCGAAAAAGUACACUGGCGAGGUCGUGCUUGGAGUCCAACACCUUCACAACAGAGGCAUUGUACAUCGUGACCUAAAACCAGACAAUCUUCUGAUCGAUCAAACCGGUCAUUUGAAGCUGACUGACUUUGGCCUUUCACGCAUGGGCUUGGUGGGCCGUCAGAAACGGGUGCUGAAGAGCCCUGACGAGUCUGCCCCUGAUCUGCUAAAACAAGGUUCUUUUCCCCGUGCAAUCUCGAUUACAUCGUCUCGAUCGGCUUCCUUUGACUUCCAAGCCAGCGCAUCACCUGGCUCCACUCCACUGAUUACCCCGGAAGCUGCCGCCAAUGCCGUGCAGCCAUCCUACUUCAACCUCAACCAGGCUGGUUUCAGUCGGCAAAGCUCUCGUCGAGCUUCGGGUUACCGCAGCGACAGCUUGGGCAGUGAUGGUCUCAAUGGAAUAUUCAGGGCGUUCUCGCUGAACGAUAAUGCUCACGAGCCCCCUACGCCUUCGCCUAGUCUGUUCUCGACUAGCAUGGUUGAAGAGGAGGGCCAAAGCGAGGCCGGUGAUUCCCCUCGCCUUCAGCCCCUGCAGCCAACGUUCAGCAAUCCAUUAGCGCAGAAUACUCCCCCGCAACAGAGCAUGAUGCCUCCUGUAAUGGCUCUGUUUGACCCUGAAGACCAUGAUCGCCGUUUUGUGGGAACUCCCGACUACUUGGCCCCGGAAACUAUCAAUGGCGUUGGUCAAGAUGAGAUGAGUGAUUGGUGGUCUUUGGGAUGUAUCAUGUUCGAGUUCAUCUUUGGAUACCCACCUUUCAAUGCAGAGACGCCCGAUCAGGUCUUUGAGAAUAUUCUUCAUCGCCGGAUCAAUUGGCCCGACGACCCAGAGGAGUAUACCUCCGCCGAGUCAUUGGAUCUCAUGAAUAGGCUCAUGACGCUUGACCCUCGUGACCGAAUAGGCUCUAAUGUGGAAGAGAAGUUCUUAAAUGGUGGUGAUGAGAUUCGCAGCCAUCCGUGGUUCGCCGAGAUCAACUGGGAUACCCUACUGGAGGACAAAGCACAGUUCGUUCCCAACAUCGAAAAUCCAGAAGACACGGAGUAUUUCGAUGCCCGUGGUGCUACGUUGCAGUCUUUUGCAGAGGAACUGGAAGAUGAAAACUCGCCGCAGCCGCCAGCUCCCACUGGACAAGACCGGCCUCACGAUGCAUUGUUCAAGGUGCGAUCCCAAGGCAAUUCUACGAAGCGACCCUUCAUGCCGCUACACAUCCCUCCACACGUUCGCGAUGCUCGGGAUUCCCGAAGCCGGAGAUUGAGCGAACCGGCCUUGGCCGAUGACUUCGGCAGCUUCAACUUCAAAAAUCUGCCAAUGCUGGAGAAGGCCAACAAAGAUGUGAUUCAGAAAAUGCGGCAGGAGGCUCUGCAGGCGCAGCAUCGACAGCCCGGCUCAUUCUCGGCCGUCCAAACACCGGUCACAUCGUCCCAGCCCUCAUUAGAAGGUAGCCCGUUGCCCAUGUCACUCCAGCGAACUUUGUCGCAGACCAAGGGUAAUAAUCGACCUUCUUCCCCGUCAGGACUCAGCCAGACAAACUCGUCCCCCAGCAGACCCUCGCAGCCAUCAUCUCCGCUUCUAGUCCAGUUUAGUACGGGGACCAGCCAAGAACGGCGCAAAACGUCAGGUUCCUCAUCAGCCUCUCAUCAAUCAGGCGGAGCCUUCCAGCCUUCCUCUGCUGACCAAGGGCGCAUGCCGAACCUCCGACUAGGUUCACUUGCUUCUUCUCCCGUCAAGGCUAACCGCAUACCAGCCCAUUCACCGGAGAAGACGCCGAGCAGCCAACGCCACGGCAGUGUUCCAGCCAGUCGUACUCGAUCGCACACGAUUGGCUCUCAGGACGGGGAUAUUCCCUCGUCCCCCAAGGAAGCAUUCGUGCCCCAUCACUACAAACGCCGGAGCCAACUAUUUGACAUCUCACCUUCGUCUUCUGACAACGAGGAUCCCCGCACGAAAGCACUUCUGAAGGUCCAACGGCGCCGGCAAAGCUCCCGGCGGUUAUCCCAAAUCAACAUUUUGGAAGGGCCAUUCUUCCGCCCAUUGGAUGUGCUUAUUUGUGAAGACCAUCCUGUCUCCCGACUAGUCAUGGAACGCCUGUUUGAAAAACUCCGCUGCCGGACUAUCACUGUUACCAAUGGCGCGGAGGCUGUCAGAUACGCCCUCAGCGAGGUGCAAUUCGAUAUCAUCAUGACCGAGUAUCGACUUCCCCAAGUCAACGGAGUUGAUUUUGCUCGUAUGGUGAGGGAGACUCGCACUGCGAACAGACAUACUCCCAUCAUUGCUGUCACGGGCUAUUUGAAGGACCUCCCAGAGAAUCACAACUUCGAUGCCUUGAUCCAAAAGCCUCCGACUUUACCCAAGCUCACCGAGGCGCUGGCUAAAUGGUGCCUGUGGAAGCCGCUUUCAACGGAGCACAGUCCUUCCCCACCAGUUCCUGUUCCGGGCUCUGAUACUCGGUCCCGUACCGCGACGAACGAGGACAGUCCUAGUUCCGUGUCUUCUGGAUUUGUGCUCAAUCCCCCCAGCUCUUACCGUGGUUCUAGCCGGGAGGAUUCGCUUAGUAGUAGCGUGUUUGGUGAGAUGGACUCUUUCAAAUCCGAUGACGUCCCCGUUAUCAUCAAGCGCAACUCGGAUGAUUGGGAUCAACGGCACGGUGGAUUGGGAAUCUCAGAGGAACCGGCGCAACAUUCUGGGAGUUCAGGUCCCAACGUCGUACCCGUUCCUCACCUUCUUCAUGCUGCCACCGCACCCGCAGCUAUGGACGCCAGCGGUGGUUUGACGCCCCGGAAGCAGCGGUCCAGUGAAGCGAUUCGUGCCAAGAAGGAAUCACUUGAGAAAAAGCUGUACGAGGGUGCCGAAUCUGGCGACGAUGAGGAUGAAGAGCUCGGCAAUUCCGUGUCACGUCGCAGUCCCCCCUCUCGGAACCGGCGACCUGGCUCUAAACUGGGCAUUGAAAUGAUGCGGACCAACAGUCGAGGUAGCGUCGUCAGCGGUAGCGAGGAAUUGCUGAAGAAAGAGAGGGAGGCCCUUCGUAGCCAAUGUGCAGAGUCCGCCGAUCACGAAGCCAGUGAGGGGUCUUUGGGUUCUCCCGCCAGUACGAGCCACGAGGACCGUUUCGAGGCUCUCAGCAUCCCGGAGGAAUCAGAGGGGGAAGAACCCGUCAGUCCUCGUGACACUCCCUCGGGAUGUGGAACAUCAGCAUUUCAGCAGCACCGGCCAUCGCUGGCGCAUCAUGAUACCUCGAUCUACUCUGGGCGAACGCAAGACCGCGGGGAAAAGACCAAGCCGGGCACAUCGAAUGAAGGUCAAAGGACACCCCCCUGGGACUUGCCUCCAGGUAUCAUCCCCCAUCCCACCGUUUCGCCUCUCACUCCGGAAGUCAAGCCGUCUGGGAACGUGACGACACCCGAACCCGGUUCGGAGGUAGACCCGGACGGUAGCCCUACGCUCGACGCUGAAGCUACGCCGCGGCCUCUUCAUCCUUCGCCCAGUCUUGAUCCGGAGGAGACCCCUCGUGCCCCGGAGCGAUAUCGGUCGGACUUGAGCUUCCGGUUCAAACGAUAG
Penicillium bovifimosum is the source of this 6147-nucleotide messenger RNA. Its product is annotated as protein kinase RIM15. Bases 1 to 6147 code for a protein of 2048 amino acids. The record is from RefSeq and is a predicted model, not a curated record. The transcript is spliced from 2 exons. Gene Ontology annotation, biological process: phosphorelay signal transduction system; peptidyl-serine phosphorylation. Gene Ontology annotation, molecular function: ATP binding; protein serine/threonine kinase activity. Gene Ontology annotation, cellular component: cytoplasm; nucleus. NCBI's taxonomy places the organism in Eukaryota, Fungi, Ascomycota, Eurotiomycetes, Eurotiales, Aspergillaceae.